AUGUCCUGGUCUCAAAAGAACUUCACUCUCCCGGCUCGCAGUCGUGGCUCCUACCUCAUCACCGACCAGGUCCUGUCCGAACUCCCGGAGAUUCGCGACUACAAGGUCGGCAUGCUGAACCUGUUCGUGCAGCACACCAGUUGUGCGCUGUCGCUCAAUGAGAACUGGGAUGACGAUGUACGGGCCGACAUGAGUGAUGCGCUGGAUCGCAUUGCGCCUACCGACCGCAAGGGUGACUUGUAUCGUCAUUCUGCGGAGGGUGACGAUGAUAUGCCGGCUCAUAUCAAGUCUGCGCUCAUCGGCGCCUCGGUCAACAUCCCCAUUACAAACGGUCGAUUGGCCACUGGUACAUGGCAAGGAAUUUGGUAUCUGGAGUUCCGGACCAGCCGACACAGCCGCAAGGUGGUUGCGACCAUCCAGGGCCAAAAGGCCUAA
This is a messenger RNA of Penicillium nucicola, 435 nucleotides long. RefSeq names its product YjbQ family protein. The transcript has 2 exons. The record is from RefSeq and is a predicted model, not a curated record. Lineage: Eukaryota; Fungi; Ascomycota; Eurotiomycetes; Eurotiales; Aspergillaceae. The coding region runs from base 1 to 435 and encodes 144 amino acids.